AGCACAUACCGAGAUAGUGAGGAGCUAGAGGCAAAGCGCAGACUAUGGCGCUGAAACGGAUUAAUAAGGAAUUUAGUAAUUUGAACCAUGACCCUCAAGCACAAUGUUCUGCAGUUCCAGCUGGGGAUGAUAUAUUUCAGUGGCAAGCCACAAUUGGGACUUAAUGACAGGCCAUAUCAAGUGGUCCAGGACAAGGCAGUGUAUUCUUUUUGACAAUUAAUUUUUCUACAGACUACCCCUUCAAACAAAAAUUUAUUGCCGAUAAAAAAAAAAAAAGAAUUUAUCAUCCAAAUAUUAACAGUAAUGGCAGCAUUUGUCUCAAUAUUCUAAGAUCACAGUGGUCUCCUGCAUUAACUAUUUCUAACAUUCUUUUAUCCAUUUGUUCACUGCUAUGUGAUCCAAACCCAAAUGACCCCCUAGUGCCAGAGAUUGCACGGAUCUAUAAUACGGACAGAGAUAAGUACAACAGAAUAUCUCGGGAAUGGACUCAGAAGUAUGCCAUGUGAUGCUACCUUAAAGUCAGAAUAACCUGCAU
This is a messenger RNA of Molossus molossus (Pallas's mastiff bat), 535 nucleotides long. Its product is annotated as ubiquitin-conjugating enzyme E2 D3-like. Lineage: Eukaryota; Metazoa; Chordata; Mammalia; Chiroptera; Molossidae. The record is from RefSeq and is a predicted model, not a curated record. The transcript is spliced from 3 exons.